GUCCGUGCCCUCUUGUCCAUUAGUUCAGGGCUAGAGCCGGAUAGGGUGUGACCUGGCUCACUUUUCGAAUCACAGAAGUUCACAUCGUCCCACUGUUGUUAUCGCUGAGCCAUGCAGAGUUUGGUUAAGGGACUACUUUUAUACGAAUUUCAGGAAUAACAUUAUUGUAACAAAAUCCACUCAAAGGAAACUCCACAUUUCGGCGAAUUCGCACUGAGUUUAGAUAGGACCAUCCUUUGUUUUGUGCUUCGGAAGUUCGUUAAGCAAUGCAGGUUUCUAAUUAAUGAGCAUAAUAUAGUCAGUGUGGUUUUGGUAAUUUUAGGAGUGUGGUCCCUACAUCCGGCUGGGAGCCGACGGACAGGGUCACCAGUGUAGUAAGUUUGACCACCACCAUGAUGAGAUUGUAACAUCAUCGUCAACCAAUCACAGCGAAUAUGAUCACGUGUUCUCGGUAAAUUGCCCGUUCUAAUUGGUUACGUCGCGUUGUGUUAGGGCCUCUGGCAUUCGUGAGACUUUAUAAGAAAUGUGAAAAGUGCCAAAAAGCACAGAAAAUGCAACAUUUUACCGUGGGAAAGCUAACACCGUUCUGAAUGUUUCAUUCUCGCCAUAACAAUCAUAAAGAGCGUGGAGUUAAUCGUCUGCUGGUUCCUGACAAUUCAAUUCUUCACAAGUUAUAAAGGAAGAGAUAUUCUUCAUUUCUUACUCGUUUUCACCGAGAAUCUUUAAACCCGGGGGAAUCAAACACGAGAAGGUCUUUUCGUCACUUUCACUCACAGGAAAGACUGUGCCAAGGGGCAUAGUAAAUCAGCACCCAUAGAACAGCCGUUGUGUACAGAAGACAUGGAACAGACGUUGGAUUCAGGCAAGACUCCCAUUGCAGUUGUCGGCAUUGGAUGUCGCAUGCCUGGAGGUGUCAACUCUCCCAAAGAAUUCUGGGAUGUCUUGGUUCGGGGUGACGACAUGAUCAGCGAGGUUCCUCCGGACAGAUGGUCUUUAGAAACAUUCCAUGAUCCUGAUCAAUCCAACCAUAGUAAGAUGGUGACAAGACGAUGUGGCUUCAUCCAUGACAUCGACAAGUUUGACAACACUUUCUUCAAGCUUUCACCCCGAGAGGCAAGCUCCAUGGACCCCCAGCAGCGCCACAUCCUCGAGGUCACCUAUGAGGCGUUUCAAGAUGCAGGAAUCGUCCCAAACACCUUAGGAGAUUCCUGCGGUGUCUACAUCGGUGUUGGCAUGAUGGAUUAUACCAUUAUGCUAAUGGACACGUCACUCAUCAAUCCCUACACUCAUACAGGUGUGGCACAUUCUGCAGUUGCCAACCGAAUCUCAUACGCCUUCGAUCUCCGUGGACCCUCUUACGCAGUUGAUACUGCCUGUGCGUCAUCCAUGACAGCAAUGCACAGUGCCUGCAAUGCUAUCUGGAACGGCGAGUGCACUGUUGCUGUUGCAGGAGGAUGCAAUAAUCUCCUCAUCCCUGAGGGCACCGUUGGUUUCAGCGCUUUGGGCGUCUUAUCCCCUGAGGGAAAGUGCUGUCCAUUCUCUGAUACUGCUAAGGGCUAUGUAAGAAGUGAAGGAUGGGGUGUCUUCAUCCUCAAGCCACUUGACUUGGCACAAGCCGACAACGACCAUAUCUACUCUGUCAUCCGAGGGAGCGCUAUUGCGGCGAAUGGUUUCAGUAAGAGUCUAACGAUGCCCUCAGCACCUGCUCAGGAAAUGGUAAUGAAGAAUGCCUAUAAAAAGUCUGGCGUUCCAAUGUCCUCAGUGCAGUAUGUAGAGGCACAUGGUACCGGAACUCCAGUUGGCGAUCCCAUUGAAGCAAGUGCCAUAGGCUCCACUUUCGGUCACCUGAAAGACGCUGCACUCAAGAUAGGAUCUGUGAAGAGCAACUUUGGACACAACGAGUGUGCUGCCGGGAUCACAGCUGCCAUUAAAGUGGCUCUCAUGUUAGAGAGGAGCAUGCUGGUGCCUACUAUCAACUUCAGCAAUGUCAACUCCAACAUUGAUCUCCAGGAACUCAACCUCCACGUCCAGACAAAAGUCGAGGCAAUAAGACACAACCAAGAUAAUGAAUACACCAUUGGCCUCAAUAGCUUUGGUUUCGCCGGAGCAGUUGCUCAUAUGAUCUUCCAAAAUGCGCCACAGUCAAAAAAAAUGUCCAAGAACGUGGAAUCUGCAGGCUGGAAGUUCGGUGAUGAAAGAGUUGGUAGACCAGUCAUCUUGCCACUUUCUGCAAAAUCAGGAGAAGCUCUCAAGGAUCUUGCUAAGAAGUGGGUGGAUUUUGAAUCUGACAACGAUGCCCUCAGCGUGACAUCAUGGCAGGCAACUCGCAGAGAACAUCAUACCUACCGGAUGGCUGUCAUUGCUGACUCCACUGCCUCUUGCAGACACAGCCUGAAGGGAUUUCUUGAAGAUGCUGGAUCAGAGUCUGUAGUAACAGGAACAGCUCCUCAAGAAAAACCACGAGUCUGCUUUGUUUUCCCCGGCCAAGGGCAGCAGUGGGAGGACAUGGGCCGCAAACUCUACAGAGCCGAGAGCGUCUUCCGGGACACUGUCAACACUUGUGACAAAAUCUUCAAGAAGAUGUCUGGGUGGUCUCUACUGGAAUGUUGUGGAUUGUUCAACAGCCAUUCUAUUAAUCUCGACACUUCACCAUACACGUCGGUAGAGAACGCCCUCAAUCAAGUCGAAGUCAUCCAACCUGCCAUCAUGUUCGUUCAGGUGGCACUCCUCCAUCUCUGGCGACAUUGGGGAGUGCGACCUGAUGUUGUGGUAGGGCACAGCCUCGGCGAGAUCUCCGCAGCUUACGCCAGUGGUGGACUGACCCUUGAGGAAGCUGUAGCCGUUAUCUAUCACAGAAGUCACGAGCAAGCCAAGCAAGAGGGCACUGGUAGAAUGGCAGCCCUACGGGCCACAAGGGAACAAGCAGAGAAGAUCUGUCAGGAACACCAAAAUCUCUACAUAGCAGCAGUCAAUGCACCUUGUGCAAUUACUCUCGCUGGCAACCGAGAUGUCAUAGCUAGUGUAGUUGAACAAAAUCCUGGAAAGGCUAAGCAGCUCCGAGUAACUUGCGCUUUUCAUACUCCAGAGAUGGAUCCAAUCAAAGAGCCAUUCACUAAGGCCAUGGAGGGUGUUGUUAAGAGUGAGCCUGGCAAGAGAGGUGUACCUUAUUACUCAACUGUGACAGGUGAAUACUAUGAUGGAAGUUUUGGCACUGAAUACUGGUGGAGCAACAUCCGAGGUACCGUACUCUUCCAGCCUGCUAUUGAAGCUGUUUUGCAGGAGACGAAAGCCGAUGUUUUCCUCGAGAUUGCUGCCUCAAACACACUGCUGUCUUCUGUGAAACAGAUCGCACGUGGUUUGGAUCCCAAGCACCCUCCUGUUACUAUCAACUCCAGCCUGCGGGGCAAAGACGAUCUGAAAAGUAUCCAGAGAGCAGUGGGAACCCUGUAUGCAAAUGGGACUGAAUUAGACUGGGCCGCAGUAACUCAUGAAUCGGCUGAGUGGACGCCGGUACCUACAUAUCCAUGGCAACACCAGUCUUUUUGGUUGGAGACAGAGGAGAGACAGAAGCGUCGCCUUGGUUUCGAUGAUCGUACUUUCAAAGGGCAAAACGGUAACCUAACACUGGAGAUGUUCCCCUUCUUGGCUGAUCACGUGAUAGGCAACCGCAUUGUCUUCCCUGGUGCCGGUUAUAUUGAGUACAUGGCACAGAUGGCUUUCGAUGAAAACGAAAAACCGGCUUUUAAGAACAUCAAUUUCACCCGUGUCCUGCCAUGGCCUGAAGACUCAGACUCCAAAAAGGGAAACCUUAAGCUACGGAUUGCAAAAGAUGGAACAAGGAUGCAAGUUACCUGUGAAAGCAAUCUGCACAGCAACGCUCUGAUAGACGUCUCCAGCAAAGCAGAUGAUGAAGAGUGUCUUCCUCUUGAGAAGAUAACAGAACGGUGCUCAACUGAGGUAACAAGUGAGGACUUUUACGCCAGGCUCCAAGACGUGGGUCUUUCCUAUGGGCCUGCCUUCCAGAUGGUGAAUAAGAUGUUUCUUGGUGAUGGUGAGGCACUUGCUGUACUGCAUGCUGUCCCUGACAAUAAGCAAAGAAUCCAAGUGGCUCAUCUGGACGCAACUUUCCAACUCGCUUUGUCUGCCGUGGGCCCCAACAGCACCAUGUACCUCCCUGUUCACAUCGACUCCCUUGAGAUGUCCAGAGUGGCGGUUCCAUCUGGAGACCCCAUUAUAGUCUACACCAGAAUCAUCGACUGUGACAGUAUGAUCCUCACAGCUGACAUUACCAUGGCUACUGACCAAGGUAAAAUCCUGGCAACUUUGAAGGGGUUCCAAGGACAAAACUUCAAUGGCAACCAAUCCGAUGUUCCCAUUGAGUCCUGUAUCUAUACUACCCACUGGCAAGCAGCCUCGACCAAUACACUGUCUACAACAGUUCUCCAAGAGGUUUUUGGACAAAGCAAUCUUUGUCGGGCUUAUGAAGGUGAGAUGGAUGCAAUUGGACGAGCAGAAGAAGUUCUUGAUGAUGUUGAGGGCGUGUGCGUGUCUUACAUUCGAAAUGCCCUUGAUACAGUACCACCUGAGGAAAGGGCACAGGGUAAGAGCUACACAAAGUAUAUUCAUCGGUUUCAGACCAUUGCAAAAAACACAGAGAGCAAAAUCAUCAAAUACGAAGAGAUCCCUGAAGUCAUGAAGAAGAUCCUCCACCAUGUACCCGAGUUAGAAUCAGAGAUAAAUCUAACAAAGACACUUGGUGAGGCUUUACCUGACACUCUUCGUGACCCGCAGGUUGCCGUUCCCCUCAUGUUUUGUCCUGAGGGGCUGGACCGUUACUUCUAUGACUCACUCAGCACAAGAAUCUACUAUAAAGCUGGGGCUAAAGCAGUUGUCAGGGCUGUUCGAGAAGCUGCCAAGCACAAAAAGGUGGUCCGUGUCCUGGAGCUUGGGGCUCGGAUUGGAGGUUUGACUCGUUUCAUCGUUGAUCCACUGAAGGAUUUGGGAACUGAAAAGAAAAUGGAGUAUGUCUUCACUGAUGUGAGCGCCACCUUCUUCCAGCAAGCCCAGGGGAACCUCCAGGAGUUCCCCUUCAUCCAGUACAAACAGCUAGACAUUGAGAAGGACAUCAGAGACCAAGCGUUUGUUCCUGGUAGCUUCGAUGUCGUAGUCUGUCUCGACACUCUGCACGCGGCUGUAGAUGUCCAGCGAAGUACGGCUUUCAUGAGUGACCUUGUCAGUGCAAAUGGGCUCAUGUUCAUCAUGGAGGGAACCAACACACACUACCUGACUGAACUGUGGUUUGGGGCUCUUGAUGUAUGUUGGGUAUUUGAUGAUUUUCGCAAGGAGCGCUGCUGGAUGUCUCGCCAAGCCUGGCUGGAAACCAUGAAGAAAGUUGGUUUCAGAGAAAUCUCAUCAGCAUCCUCACCAAACGAAUUCUUCCAUUCUGUAUUUGUGGGAAGAAAGCCUUCAGUCCCAGAACAAAAAAGCAGAGAAAUCAUCCAACAGGACAAGUUGUUUAUAGUUCGCGAUGGCAACAACAGGUUCUCCUCUGAAUUCCUUCCUCAUUACCAUGGCGAGGUUCAGAUCAGCAACUUCUCUGAGGCCAAGUCUCUUGAUCGUGUUUUCAGCGAGCACAAUGAUCCCCCAAUGGAGGUGAUGUAUAUCUACAGCAAUCAGGACUCUAAGCUUCAUGCUCUCUUGAAACUUUUUCAGGCAGUGGAAUCAUAUCCGGAUGUGGUCAAGCGCAUGUGGGUGGUGACCAAAGGAGGGAACAUGGACUUUUCCCUCCCAGAUGGUUCGCUGGCUAUCGGCUUGACUCGAUCUGUCAGCAAUCAGAUUCCGGGAGUAUCAAUUUUCUCUGUGGAUUUUGACCCUCAAAACUCUCUUGCAGAGAAUGUCCAGGAGAUGCUAAAGCUGAUGAAUGAAGCCAAUCUGGGUGAAAGAGAGCUCAGUAUCCGAAAGAAGGAAAGGUUUGUUCCCCGCAUUGUACAUGAAGAUUUGAACAAGGGCGACAUGAUCCAGUCCACAAAAUGGCGUGUAGAACAAGAUGUAAGAGGCCAAGUUGCUAAAGGGACUUCCAUCGAUGACCUUGCCUUCCAUGAUGUCCAUGAUUUUGAAGUUCCACCAAAACAUCUCAAGAUUAAAGUCAAGGCAGCCCCUCUCAACUUCAAAGAUAUCAUGAUGGCACUCGGUCUUCUGGAAGGAUUGGAAAGUGAGGCACGACCGUCCUUUGGCCUGGAAUGUGCAGGAGUUGUGGAAGGGGUUACAGCCGGGGCACAGGGUUUCAAAGUUGGUGAUGAGGUCAUUGCAUUUGGAAAGAGCUGUUUCGGUUCCCACGUCAUUUGUGAUGCAAGGUUGACUGCCUUGAAACCGGAAAAUCUAAGCUUCAUGGACAGCUCAAGUAUCGGUGUGGUUUUUGUGACGGCAUAUCUUUGCUUGAUCGAACGUGCCAACCUCAAGAAGGGUGAGACUGUCUUGAUUCACUCAGCAUGUGGGGGAGUAGGUCUAGCGGCAAUUCAGAUUGCUGAAAUGACAGGCGCCAAGAUCAUCUGCACAGCGGGUACAGAUGAGAAGAGGAGGUAUCUGCAGAAGGAGCUUGGUAUCGAGAUGGUUAGCGAUUCUCGAUCAUCCAGUUUUUAUGAUGAUGUUGUGAAGUGGACCAACGGAAAGGGGGUGGAUGUAAUAUUGAACUCCCUCUCUGGUAAGCUGCUUCAAAUGGGUACAUCCCUUCUGGCUCCUGGUGGAAGAUUUUGCGAGAUUGGUAAAAGGGACAUCCUGCAGAGUUCCAAUCUCCCCAUGGGCUUCUUUCUCGAGAACAAGGUCUUUCAUUCCUGCCAAGUGGAUAUCUUGAUGAAACACCAACCAGAUGUUGUUCAGAAUAUCAUGCAGAAGGUGGUUCACCUCUUUGAAGAAGACAAGCUCAAGCCCAUUCCAGUCACAGUCCAUCCCAUCAAGGAACUCAAGGAAGCAUUCCGGAUGAUGUCCAAGGGCUCUCAUAUCGGCAAGAUCGUGUUUGAAGUACCUGAAGAUUUCCAGCCAAAUGAACUGCAGCCCUCACUAAACCGAUUCAGGCCAAACGCUACCUAUAUAGUCACUGGUGGAUUCGGUGGCAUCGGGCAAGCUCUCUCCAGAUGGCUUUGUCAGAAUGGUGCCAAAAAUAUUGUUCUCAUUUCGCGAAGAGGGGCCAACAACUCAGCUGCUAUGAGGACCGUGAGCUAUCUUAAGCGCAACAAAGUGAACCUUCACGAGUUUUUACUGGACAUAUCUAGCAAAGAGAGUGUGAGAGCAAUGUUGGAAAAGCUGCGCGAUGACAAAAGCAUUCCCCCAAUUAAAGGUAUCUUCCAUCUAGCAGGUGUGAUUGAAGAGGAAGAUUUGUCCCAGAUAACUUUCGAUCAGAUGUCCCGCAUUCUGGGUGCCAAGGCAACAGGAGCCAAAAUCCUCCAUGAGCUGACUCAAGAGGACCAACUUGACAUCUUCUUCAUGCUGUCUUCGAUUUCCACUACCUGGGGACAUCAAGCACAGCCUGUCUACUGCGCUGCUAAUGCCUACCUUGACGCCUUGGCUGAAAAGAGACACAGCGGUGGACUGCCCGCUUUGUCGGUGCAGUUAGCUCCGAUAAAAGGAGCCGGAUAUUUGGAAGACAAGGCGGAGACAGUCAAAAUUAUAGCCAUGAAGGGAAACUACCAGCUGUAUGUUGAUGAGUUCCUUACAGUGCUGGGUCAGCUCUUGCCUCGGAGGGACCUGCCAUGCGUCUGUCUAGCGAAUAUGGACUGGGGAACGACACAGCAAUUCUGCUAUAAGAACAUGCUGAAAUUCCACCACCUAGCAGAACAUAACUCCAAGUCAUCCAGUGGGGAGGACAGUUGCCUGGACGCUGCAGACCUGGAAGCCAGCGUUAAAUCGAAGAUGGCUGAACUGCUGUGCAUGCCCGAGGAAUCCAUUGACGUCACUCAGCCCAUGGUUAACUAUGGCGUAGACUCUUUGGUUGCCUUGGAGAUGGUAAACUGGGCGACAAAUCACUUGGGGGUUACCAUCUCUCAGCUGGACAUCUUGGGUGGUAUUACUACUGCUGCUCUGUUGGACAAAGCUGUAGAAACCAAAUAAAUCUGAAAGUAAAAGAAAGAAAUUCAUUCUAUUCGGCAAGGAAAUCAAUGGUGUACACUGUUAAAGAAAAAUUAAGAUGGAAGUAAAGAGGCAUUAGUUUAGCUAACGAUGCAGUAUUCAAAGAAAAACUACUCAGAUGGGGUAAUGAUAAGGCAGAAUUAAACGAAAUUACUAAAAUUCCGAAUUGAAAUGAUAUUGUUAAAUAACUAUCGCAUGAAUGAUAACCAAAAUUCAAUGGCAAAACUUACAAAAAAUGCAGUUCUUUAUCAAAAUACAUGUACAUUUACGGUGUUUGCACAGCUUGAACAAGGCAGAGGUAACGUCGGCAUAAAAUCUAGAGUUGCUAUGAAUUACAAAAAGCUAAUACAUUAGUCUCGGCCUAUAAAUUCUUGAAAUAAAAAUCUCAAAGUUAAAUACUUUUUUCAUUGAGAGUACAUACAUCUUAAGGACAGCUAAAAUUAUUCAAUGCACUACCGUGACCCCUGUUGGCAGAUAUUUAAAAAUCAUCCCUUUGCAACAAUUCACUUACGUAUAGAAUAUAAAACUGUAAGUGAUCACAGAAUAAUGAAAAAAAAGAAGAAAACCUGUGUGACGACUUUCUUAUAAGCACGUGUAAUUUGGAGAGCUGUGAAAUAAUUGACUACAAUAACCCGGAACACUUGUUGAGAAUAGGCUUAAAAUAUUCUGUUGCAUAACGUAAGGCCUUUUCACGCUAGAAAAAUCUCGGGGUUGAUGCAUGGUUGACGCAGGGUUGAAAACUGGCGACGAUUCACACUUGAAAAUUUUCAACACCGCACGAACCCUGCGUCAAUCCCGAGGUUGAUUUCAACCCCGGUUGCUAUUGUUUAUGAGCAAUUUUGUGUAUACUCAGGAAAAGUGUGAAUCUUACAACAAUUACACUCAGAGAGUUUGUUUGUCGUUGCAAGAUUUAUUUUCAUAGGCAUAGAUUGAAUAUAAGAAAUUUUAAAUACAAGUGAUUGAUGACGGGUAAACAGGGCAAUAUUGCUACUUAUCAUGAGCAAUUUUUGUUUAUAGGUUACUCAAGAAAAGUGUGAAUCUUAUAACAAUUACACUCAUAGAGUUUGUUUGCCGUUGCAGGAUUUAUUUUCAUAGGCAUGGAUUGGAUAUAAGAAAUUUUAAAUACAAUUGAUUGAUGACGGGUAAACAGGGCAAUAUUGCUACUUAUCAUGAGCAAUUUUUGUUUAUAGGCUACUCAGGAAAAGUGUGAAUCUUACAACAAUUACACUCAUAGAGUUUGUUUGCCGUUGCAGGAUUUAUUUUCAUAGACAUAGAUUGGAUAUAAGAAAUUUUACAUACAAUCGAUUGGUGACGGGUAAACAGGGCAAUAUUGCUACUAAUCAUGAGCAAUUUUUGUUUAUAGGCUACUCAGGAAAAGUGUGAAUCUUACAACAAUUACACUCAGAGUUUGUUUGCCGUUGCAGGAUUUAUUUUCAUAGACAUAUAUUGGAUAUUUGAGUUUUGAUGUACAAUAGAUUGAUGACGGGUGAAUGGAGCAUUUUAGUUAUAGUUUCAAGCCAUUGCUAUUAAUCAUGAGCAUUUCUUAUAUAUGUGACCCACUUGUAAAAAUGAGUCUUAAGUCGCCAGAGUCACUUUGGAGUAAAAAGUCCUUUAGACUAAUU
Messenger RNA from Acanthaster planci (crown-of-thorns starfish), 9743 nucleotides. RefSeq lists its product as uncharacterized. Gene Ontology annotation, molecular function: 3-oxoacyl-[acyl-carrier-protein] synthase activity; oxidoreductase activity; phosphopantetheine binding. Gene Ontology annotation, biological process: fatty acid biosynthetic process. The record is from RefSeq and is a predicted model, not a curated record. NCBI's taxonomy places the organism in Eukaryota, Metazoa, Echinodermata, Asteroidea, Valvatida, Acanthasteridae.